Messenger RNA from Rotaria sordida, 1752 nucleotides. The record is from the annotation of a GenBank genome assembly. Lineage: Eukaryota; Metazoa; Rotifera; Eurotatoria; Philodinida; Philodinidae.
AUGGAUCGUAUUCGUUGGAGUGAAAAAUCAAUUCCAUUUCGAAGUCUUGUAAACAAUCCAGCUAUAUCAAAGCCGGCACUUGUUCAAAUUGGUAAUAAAGCUAUUAUAGUUGGAGAAAAAAUCAAUGGAGAAUUUAUUAUGGCAUCACCUUGUAAAGUAUCUGAUAAUCGAUUUGAUGUUAUGGAACAAGAAAUUAUUUUAUCAAGCAAACAUACAGGUAUAUGGAGAGUAAUAUCAAUAGCAACAUCAAAAAAAGAAGGUCAUCUUCAUCGUUUAACUACGAGUGACCUUGAAAGAAUUCAUAAACAAGAUAUUUUUAAUGAACGUCUCUUUCCUCGUUCAUAUAUUUGCAUACGAGAUGUUGAAGCAUUUGAAUUGAUUGUUCAUAGUAACGAUGCAUCAAUUCUUAAUGGCAAUCGAGUAGAUCGUCGUAUGAAACAAAUUGAAGAGAAUGUUGAAUUUGAAAUAUUGGAUACUGGUGAAGUUGAAUAUACACCAACCGAAGGUGAACGUACAUCACAAGAUUAUGCAAUGGUACCAAAAGCUAAACAAGCAAUAUUUUUACAACUUCUUUUACCCGGUAUUUUAGCACAAGAACAAGUCAUACGUAAUCGUGUUGUACGUGUACUUCAUUGUGCAACAAAAAAUGAAACACGUCAACGUCAUUUUCUUCUUGAAGUUAAUGAACAACCAUGUGAAAUACGUCCAAUUGCAUCAGAUGGAUCAACGGAAUUACGUUAUCUUCAUUCAACACAAAAUCUAUAUGAUUAUAUGUCAAGUUAUGGAAAUGAUACAAUUCUAUAUGUUAAACUACUUCGAGGUGAUCCACCAAUGAAAGCAAUUAAAUUUGAUGGUUAUAUGGUUUUAAAAAGUACAUUAAAUGGUGAUCAAAUUCCCAUAUGUCGUGUUGAAGAUCUUGAAGUAACACUUGUUAGUACAGAUCUUCCUAUUAAAGUUCGAUUACCAACAAAAAGUGAACAUAUAUGGCGUUCAUUAUCUGAAGUUCGUGCAGCUGAAAUUCAAUGUAUGCAAUUAUCACUUGCUUUACUUGCUCGACAUGAAUCAGAAAUGUAUGUUACAACAGAAACACCAAAACAUACACUAAAUUAUUUAGAAUCAAAUUAUAAUCAGGAAAUGAAUUCUCAUAAAUCAUCUGAUAUAAUUAAAAAACAUAUUGAAGAAUGUGAAAAAGUUUUUGGAAAUAAUAAUAAUAAUAAUAUUACAAAACCAAAAAUGAAACCUAAAGAUAAUUUACGUACACAUCAAACAACAGAAAAACAAUUAAACAAUCUUCAAAGACAUAGUUCUACUCAUCAACAUCAUCAUCAACCUUCGUCAAUAUUUCAAGAUGUAUCAAAUAAAACAAUGGCACAUUCAUCACAUCAUCAUCAUCAUCAACGUUCGUCAAUAUCUCAAGACGUGUCAAAUAAAACAAUGGUACAUUCAUCACGUCAUCAUCAACCUUCAUCAGUAUCUCAAGAUGUAUCAAAUAAAACCAUGCCACACUCAUCACAUCAUCAACCUUCAUCAAUAUCUCAAAGUACAUCAAAUAAAAUCAUGCGAAAUUCAUCACAUACUUCUUCCAGUAAACCUAGUCGAAUGAUUGAUAAACGAUCAACAUCGACUGAAUAUAUAGAACAAGAUAAUUCAUAUAAUCGUUUUCAUCGAACACCUAUUAAAAAGAAUCGAAUACCUUCUUCUUCUUCUUCUUCUGCUUCGCACAAUCAAAAAACGAAAAUAAAUAUGAAUUAA